Molecule: messenger RNA, 2079 nt
Organism: Doryrhamphus excisus (bluestripe pipefish)
Lineage: Eukaryota; Metazoa; Chordata; Actinopteri; Syngnathiformes; Syngnathidae
Source: RefSeq, a predicted model, not a curated record
AUGAUGCACCGUCUUUUUUUGGGAGCCUGUAGGCGGCCUCUCCACGCUCGUCAAAAAGGCUUCGCCAGUCUGCUCGGAGGGAGGCAGACGGACGGCCCAGCCUCAAGUUUCACUGCUUGGACCUUCCCCACACACACACACACACUCACAGAAGCUCCCAGUUAUCUCCAGCUUUUGGACUCCAAAGACUCACUUUCAUGCUGCGGGUUUGGGCAACCUUGCAUUUGUGCUCCAUAUGAGGGAGAAAGUGUAUCUCACGCCACUUCUCUGCAGAUCUUCCAGGCACACUGUGUCCUCUUCUUGAGCCACUUGUUGACGAGUUUGAAUCUGUGCACGGGGAAAUUCGGAGCGCCAAUAACUGAUGAUGUGAGCAAACUGUCGCUACUGAAGCACAACGUUCCCUCGGAUUAUGAGAUUCCAGUUCAGUACAUUCCCAAAGAAGUGGCUGGUGCCUGCUGGGUGGUGUUAAACAUCUACCCCUUGGAGCAAAGUCUUGGCCGCCUGGCCGGCAUGUUUGGCGCCAUCUCCUCCAACAAGGACAACAUCGUCGUCUUCAUCGCUAUGCUCAAGAGCCUACGUUUCACUUUUGACCACGGGGAGCUGGAAACAGCAAUGCAAGUCUUCCAGUGUCACUACCAGGAAGAGAAGUUAAAGACCGCACUCUAUUUUGACUACAUUGGGAAUGUCCUCCAUGCUGCACGUGAGGAAACCUCCAGCUUCUCCUGCAAGCCGCCGCCGUGUGUCAACACGCAGCAAACACCAGGGGGUCACCAGGAAGGUCGGGAAUACAGAUGGUGGAAAAGAACGCCUUUGCUGCUGGUUUUCAUUCCAGUCGCAGCUUGCGUCGCGCUCAUCGUAUGGCGGGUCAAAUCCAGACGCCAUUUACCAGAGCGCCGUGCCGAGAGCGUCCAACUGACCGCACCUUGUUACGUGAUUCCGGGUGUGUCUGUCUCUAUACCGCUUCAAACGGACGCCAACAGUCUCCCAGGGGAGGACGCUAUUGCGGGGCAUGAAAGCGGAUGAAGAGGAAUCGGAAAAGAUUGUUCUGGAACAGUUUUCUGUUCGCCGUGCACAAAGCAACGGCCCAGCAGGCCUGUUUUGGAGUAGCACGAUCUGGUGACCUUUCACCUUUACAUGUGCUCUUCUUGAGAAUGGACUCCCAAAGACAAAGUCUUCAUGUAUACUACAAAGGAGCCUGAGGAUUUAGCAUCGGGGUUUCCCACAUUGUGUAUAUUAUUAAGAUGAGAUGAGAACGCACAUGUGUGCGACCCUUGCACUUGUUGUUGGCAACAGCUGCUCACAAACAACCGCCGUUCAACAAGAGUCCCACUCUGUAUAUCAAAGCUCAGCAACAGAUGGCACAGAUAGCGAUGUGAAUCCCUCCAUUGUGUCCCGAGUGAUCUAUCGCUUCUUCUUCUUCUUCGCCGUCUUCUUCUUCUUGGACCACAGUGAAGAGAAGUGGACUUUUUUUUAAUGCCUCAUUCACUGAGUCAAUCCAGUUCAGUCAUGAGACUCAGCGGAGAGUGAGCGCUCUUGUCCGAGAUGUGUCACAGACGACAGGAGCAUGGAGAGGAGAUACAGACAAGGACGGACGGACGGACGGAUGGCAUGAGCUCAGCGAGGAGCAUAAGAGGGGGCUUGUUCUCGCCACAAAAGACGUGGCCGUAGGCUGGAGGAAAUGCCACUCACAAACAACGACUGAUGUCGGCAGAGCUCGAUGAAUCAACACGCGAGGAAUCUCCGCAGACCGCAGCAACUCAACGACGGAGGAUGAUUCAUAUUUCAAUAACAGUUUUUGAUAUAUCGGGAUGACUGCUUUCCAAGAACACCUUUGUUGAAAUGUUAUUUUGCUACACAAACGUCACACAUUUUAUAUGUCAGUGUGAGAUAUAACAACAGUUACACUUUCUUUUUGUACUGUUUUGUUAUUUUUGAAAAAAAAGAACGCCUAUAUCAUCACAUACAGGUGUUCCUAAUAUUUUGCUCAGCUUAUUCAACCACACUACAGGCUCCAAAUAUUAGAAACAGCUGUCAGUAUGAUCAGUUGUAUUUGUUGCCUCACUUAAAUAAAUUCAUCUU